Parascedosporium putredinis is the source of this 2370-nucleotide messenger RNA. The record is from the annotation of a GenBank genome assembly. Lineage: Eukaryota; Fungi; Ascomycota; Sordariomycetes; Microascales; Microascaceae.
AUGUUUGACUUCUUCAGCGGCCCCAAGGCCCCGGAGCGGAUACCGACGGACCGCGUGGUACCCGUGGGCUUCUUCGACAACACCAUCAUAUUCAGGACGUUUGUCCUGUACACCCUCUUCGUCUUUGACGACGUCCUCGAUGUCUCGAGGCUUCACGACGCCCUGGAGCGCGUGGACAAAGGAGAUCUCGAGCACCACAUCCCCGCCUCGUUUUCCGAAGCACGCCCAGCCGUCGGCUUCGACCACCUCGACCUCAGCAACAUCGCCGUCGAGGACCACCACACCGGAUCCCGCAUCCCCCGCGCCCCGCGCGACGGCCGCCCCUCCAUCGUCGGCGACCCAGACGACCUGUCCGAGUUCGUCUACGGGCCCGAGGUGCCGCGCAAGCUCGAUGACUACAUCUACACCGACCGGCCCGAGAUCGGCCUGCGCGUGGUGUCCUUCCGCAACUCCACCGUCGUCGUGCUGCACUGGAUCCACCUCGCCUGCGACGCCAUCGCCAAAAAGGCUCUCAUCAACGCCUGGAUCCUCGCCCUGAGCGGGCGCGAGGACGAGAUCCCCGAGCCCCUCGCGCCCGACGACUACCCCUCGAGGCCGUGGGCGUCAACCCCACGGAGCCGCAUUUUCUCGCGCCGCGCCGCAAAACCUAUUUGGCUCACCAAUGUUUGCAACCUGCAGGUCGCCGUCCAGCAAGCGUACCAGUGGCGCCCCGUCCUCAAGGACCUAUUCCCGGAAAACAAGCCCUUCCUCAGCAACUGCGUCGGCUUCCUCGUCACCCUCCUCCCGGUCCACGAGGUCCUCCAAAAGCCUCUAAGUCACCUAGCCUCGCGCAUCCGCGCCACCAUCCUCGAGCAAGGCUCCCGCGACCAAGUCGAGGCCUACACGUCGCUCAUCCGAGAAGACGCGGCCAACCGCGCCCCGCCCUUUUUCGGCGAGAGCUCGAUGCAGCUGCUCAUGUUCUCUAACUGGCGACAGGCGGACAUGUACGGCACGGAUCUCGCGGCGGCGGCGGUCACGCCCCGGACCGCGCCGCUGCGGCCGUCGUACGUCCAGAGCAUGCAAGGGCCGUAUAAUUUCACCGACGGCCUCAUCAUCGUGGCAAAUCCCCCAAUUGUGCAGUUAAUUCAGGCACAGCACGGCACCAAGCAGGGAUUCGGGGAUAAGCCAUUCGUCACCCCGGGCCACCCCACCGAGAUCCACGUCCCCUUCACCGAAGGAUGCCUCUACUUCCGCCGGCGGCCCAGCCUGCUCAACUUCCCGCGCGAGAUCCGCGAUCUCAUCUACCACUUCACCCUCGUCGAACCCCCGCGGUGGACCAAGCACCACAACGCCCUGUGCCGCUACGCCGUCGUCGACACCGCCACGUGCGAGCGGCCCCCUUCGUCAUGCCGCCCCCAUUUUUGGUCCAGCAACGUCUUCCACUUCUGGACCGGGUUCGAAUUCCUGCGCGACGUCCGGGAGAACCUGCGCGACGAGUACAAGGCGCUCAUCCAGCACGUCGUCAUCAUGCACCACACCAUGCACGAUUUCCCGGACCCUGGUCCCUUUGACAACGUGGACCAGUGCGCCGUGUGGGAACUCGUGCUCACCUGUUCCGGCCUCCGCUCGCUCGAGGUCCCGGACGACAUGUGCAACGCCGCGUCCGACUACCCCGAGUACGCCGCCAAGCUGGCCGACCUGCACAUCAUGAUCCCCGGACUCUUUGUGCGCGCGGCCCUCGACCUCCCCUUUGCCCGGUACGCCACGCUCGACGGGCCCCGCAGCGGCCCCCAGCGCGCGCGGGACGACGCGCGGGACUUCCGCACCAACUUUUGCCUGCACCUCGCGCACCUCGUCACCCACGGCCUCGGCUUCCGCGACAGCCACGUCUGGUACUGGCCCAUCCGCCGCAGGGUCGGCUACCACUACUACUUCCACGACUACCCCGCCGAGUGCGCGCGCCUGUUCCUCCGGGACCCGGAUGCGACGCUGCGGCUGCGCGACGGCUCCUACGUGGACAUUUCCGUGUACGGCGUCGGCGCGACCCCGCGCGUCGCGGCGGCGCGGCAGCGGUUGCGCCGGUGGGUGGGGAGGCGGGCGCAGCUCGGGUUGCCGGAUCCGCCGGAUAAGUUGAUGCAUUUGGAGUUUGAGCGGCGGGCGAGGUUGCGGGAGCUCGAGGCUUUCCGGGCGCGGUUGGUGGCGCUCGGCGAGGAGGAGGAGGAGGAGGUUGUGGAUGGGGCCGAUGGCUCGGACGCGGAGGAGAAGAGCAAGGCCGAGGCUGUGCUGGGAGCGGGGAGGGGAAGCCGGGGAAACCGGGGAAGCCGAAGAAGCCGCUUCCGAAUAAGGAGGAGCGGACGCAGAAGAGGGAAGAUGCGAGUUUUAGAGCGGUGA